Molecule: messenger RNA, 823 nt
Organism: Sorghum bicolor (sorghum)
Lineage: Eukaryota; Viridiplantae; Streptophyta; Magnoliopsida; Poales; Poaceae
Exons: 2
Coding region: 124-558 (144 amino acids)
Source: RefSeq, a predicted model, not a curated record
GAGGCUGCAGCUAUUGUCGGGCUCUAUGCCGACUCGCUUGCGAAGUUUGGGGGAAGCACCUCUGCUCCUCCGCCCGGCGGCGAUGUUGGGGCUGCCCUCGCGUGGCUGAAGUCUCAUAUCCGCAUGCUCCCCGACUUUGUCGGAGGUGCUGUUGAUUUUGGGGCUUUGGCCGCGGUUAGCUCCUUCGCUAGGCUUUUGCGCCGCGGAGGUUGCUCUCACGCGGAGGGAGUCGCCAAGGAGGAUUUUGCCGCGGCGGAGGACGUUGGCGAAGGGACCCCUUCCCUGCGCAAAUCUGUCCGGAACUUUAUCAGUUCGUUCUGGAUUAGGUUUGGGCGGGAUGAGGCGAAGAAAAUGGCGGAGGAUCGUCGAGCUGAGGAGAUUGCGAAGAAGAAGGCUAAGGUUGUCAAGGCCGGUCCUUCGCGUCCACCGAGUGAGGCGUGUCCUCCGACCCAGCCUGAAGCGGAGGCUCGUGAUACUGGUGCCGAAGCUCCGGAGGGAUCUGGUGCCAAGGUUUCAGAGACGCCCGAGGCUCCUGCUCCUCCUCCGCCUCAGGUGUGAGGCCUUUUAGUUUUUAGGUUUUUCUUAGUCUUUUUUGCGUCCAAGCAUGUGACGCUUUUUUUGUAAGUAAGGCCGGAGGUUGUGUUUUAUUUUGUAAAGACUGUUGAAAAUUUAAUAUAUUGAGUUGUUUUCAGAUAAGCCUUUGUUUUACACUUUGAUCCUGCGCAGGUCUCUGGCGGAGGACCUGCGCAGGAUCGUUUCAUUACUCCCCUUUCGUUUUUUUACAAAGGGAUUUAUGUUUCUGGCGAAUUGUGGGAGUAUUGGC